This is a messenger RNA of Oldenlandia corymbosa var. corymbosa, 7188 nucleotides long. The record is from the annotation of a GenBank genome assembly. Lineage: Eukaryota; Viridiplantae; Streptophyta; Magnoliopsida; Gentianales; Rubiaceae.
AUGGGGAAGAAUGUUGUUACAAGGAGAGACUUAUUAGACCGAUGGAGAAGCAUCGAAGCUGAAGACAGCGACGAUGAUGGUGGCUGCGGCAAUGAUCACAAGCGUCGCCGUCUCCGUCAGCUCAAAGAAACAUGGUUUUCUGAUGCAUUCAACUUCUUGAUUGAGUUGCCAAAUGACCAACAUAUCUGGUGUGGCCAACGUGACGUGAUGGGACCUCUUUUGGAGACUUUCUAUAAUUAUUCGAAAGAUGAUCCUUGCGAUUCCCCUCUCAAGAUUUUAUGGAGCAGACUUCAUGAGGAAAUGCAAUUCUGCACCCAGUGCAUCUGUCAGCACCAUCAAACUCAGCAAACCUAUGCAACUGACUACGAAUCUGCUUCCAUUGGGCCUCUUCUUCAAGUGCUACGUACCCUUGAUGAAGAAAGGAUAUGUGAUAAUCUUAAAGAGAUUAAUGCAAAAUUGUCUCGGGGAGGCUAUGAUCCAUCAUCGGAUAAUGCUAAAGUCGUUAGCAUCAUGUUUGAGGUUUUGAUGUUUCCCUGUUUGUUAGAUGAUCAAUUAUUGGCUGAUGAAUUCGAAAUAUUCAUAGACGCAAUUGAUAACUGUCACGAGCUGACUUUGGUGGGACAACAACAAUAUCCGGGAGUUUAUGCAUUACUUUUCCUUAAAAGCAGAAGAGCUCGUUCGAUUGGAUAUCGGCUGGCUGGACAGAUGGGUAAAUUAAGGAGAUCAGAAGACCUGGAUCCCUUGCAGCCUUUGCUGAAGAAAUACAUUGCUUUUCUUGAGACAGAAAUAGUGCCGUCACCAGCUGCCACUGCCAGACCUAGGGUGCAACUAGAGAGAAUAACUGUAUGGCUUGGCAUCAAAGCACUGCUAGGGUUCCUUGAACCCCCUGCAUUUGAGGAAGGGAUAUUGGAUCGGUACCCCGUUUUCCUGAGUAUUGUACUUAAUCAUAUUACUGAUGAUUCUUUGGAAUUUUCCUAUGCUGUUAAGUGCCUAAGACUACUCUUUGAAAUGCUCGGUUGUAAGCUUUGGUUGAGGUCAUCAUUGUCUCCGAGUGUUAUGCGUAACACAUUGCUCGGUCAGUGUUUUCAUACUCGAGAUGAAAAAAGCCAUAAAGAGAUUUUUGAUCUUUUUGAGCCUUUCUUGCAGUCUCUUGAAGCUUUGCAAGAUGGAGAUUUCGAAGAACAACGAAGGCAAAUUAUUUACUUUCUUCUCCAUCAAGUGACUGUAAGCAGUAAUUUUAGCCUACUGAUGCGAAAGAAAGCUUGUCAGAUUUCUCUUCUCAUUGUUCACCGAGGUUACAAGAUGAAUCCAACUUGUCCACCUUAUGAGUGUGCACACAUGUGGGGUCCUUCUCUGAUCUCUUCUUUAAGGGAUUCAUCACUCCACAUCUCACUCAGACAACCAGCAUUUGAUCUUAUUCAGACUGUUAUUGUUUCUGAUGCCUCCGUGUUGGUUGGAGCUAUUUUACAUGAUCGUUUGGGUCUGCAUAACGAAGGAGUCAUUCAUACACUAUGUACUGAUGAUAAUAAUGAUGAUGAAGAAAUUUGUUUAAGUGAUGCUAUUACAGAGAAGACCACAAGUUGUUGGAAUGAAUUUCGUUCCCAGAGCAAAAUUACAUCAUUGAGAUAUGGGGAUUGGUUGUGCAUCCCAAUGUUAUGGUUUGACGUCUUAGUUGGGAUUGAUCCUUUAAUCUUACCAGUAUCAUUUUCAAAAGCUGUUUUCUGGGGUCUAUCUCGUUUUUCUAUGGUUGAGGCAGAAAAUAGCGUCGAGAUGGUCAAUUCAACUGAGGAUUUGAUGGCUACUUGUGCUUCCGAAAUUCUUCAUGUUAUCGGAUGGAAGGUACCAUCUGGUUCUGAUGACGCUGGCAACGGAAAAGAGUCCAAAAAUUCAGUUAGUGCCUCCAAGCUGCAUAUGCCUCUUAUAAGGACAUUUAGGAAGUUGGCUUCUCAUUUUAUUGUCUGUAUGGAGCAAGGUGAAUUGAGGAAGCAGUGGACCUGGGAUCCCAUGAUGGCUGAAAGUUUGAUACUUUUACUACUUGAUCCCAAUGAUGAUGAUAGAAAAGUCACUAGGCAUAUCCUCGAGCAAUUUUCUGGAGAAAAAGGGCUUAGUUGUGGUCUGCAGUUUCUUUGUUCAAGCCAAUCUUCGUUGCAAGCUGUCUUUCUGGGCUUGAGCCAUGCUCUGGAACUGGUUGUCUUGGACUCUGUACUGUUAAAAUUUGAGAAAUUACAUCAUUUCUUCUUUGUACUAUGGAAAUUAAUCAAAGAAGGCAAUGUUUCUGCUCAACCAACAGCUGGAAGUUCUCCAGGCUCCUUUUCUUCCCAAGGUGGAUUUCUAAGGCAACUGGAUUUUGAUCUGACUUUACAUGACUCAUGUACACCUCUUUUCAGCUCCAAAUUAUGGGAGCAUUUCAGUGGUUUGAUAUCAGAGAGGGCUUGGCCUUCCUUGCAGAAGUGCUUGGCCGAAGGAAUAGCAUUUAGAGACAACAAAACAUGUCAGAUGACGCUUAUUCGCGUGCUUGAGAUUCUUCCUCUAAUAUUUGAGAAGCUCUGUGAGAAUCCAGCCAGCAUGAUGAAAAUAGUCAAUGACAUGACGUGGCUCCAGGAUUUGAUGAACUGGGGUAGGUCAUCCCUCGCUGUAGUGGCUCGAUACUGGAAGCAGACUCUGGCUUCAAUUUUAGGUCUGCUUAAGAAGUCCUUUAGUGAUUUAUCAGCUCCAGCAAUCAGUGCUCUGGAGGAACUUAUAUCGCCUGACAAUGCUGCAGUGGAGAGAAUGUGUGAUCAAGUUGCACAUCUUUGUGUUUCAUUGAAGGAUGAAGGCUCUUUUGUGCAGAACUCCAGGCCUGUAUCAUCAUUUUCUAAGAAGAUGCUGGAGGGUAAAAUUUUUUUUGUUGAAGAUGUGGUACCUUUUUCCUCAAAGGUUUCAGAAAUGCAUGUCAUAGAUUUGGAGAAAUCAGAUGCUAAAAACAAGGAGAAAUCAUUAUGUACAAACAAGAACAAUGUUAUAAUUCUUCCGGAUGAUGAUGAAGAUGAGCAGGCCGUGUCAGCCUCUGAGGAACUUCCGUCUCGGCUUGGCAGCAGUGGCCUUAGUUGUGACGAUCAAGGUCUUUCUCCUGAUUCCACCAGAAAAGGUUUGAGUUCUGAUAAAGAAAACGAUACUGCUACAUAUGCAAAAUCAUCAAAGACGCUUUGUGAAGAAAGUUCUCAUGGGUUUUGUGUUCCUACAACAGAACAGCCAGGGUCCGACAAAAUUGAUGGCAUUUUGAGGAGGGGAGGCAGAAAAGACAGACAUGAUUCCAAAUACAGCAGAAAUAAGUCUUCUCCGGAGCAGGAUUCUGAAUUAGAUACCGCUGAUGGCUCUUCUGUUUCUGAGAUUGUUGCUGGUUCUGUAGGUCAACGUCCGCUGGAAAUGAAGACAUCGUUUGAUACUGCUAGUAACCAUAAAAGUGAGCACCCGGAGAAUGUUUGCAAAGUUUCUGGACAUAGUAAAGUGGUCCACAAUGAGGUUCCACUUGAAAGAGAAGAUGAUUCAUGGGAAUUUUCGUUCUUUAAGUCAGCAAGGCCUCAUAAGUCAUUGUUUGCUAAGCCUUGUCAUCCCGGUGUCAAGCGACAAGUCAUUCAGCUUAACAUCCCUAAUGAAAACAGAUCUUGGAGGACAAAUUCUGAAUUAAGAAGAUUCAAAGGUCCUAGGCUUGAUGAUUGGUAUAAACCCAUUCUAGAAUUAGAUUACUUUGUAACAGUAGGUCUAGCUUCAUCAUACAAAGACAGUGAAAGAACGGCUUGCAAAUUAAAGGAGGUCCCUGUGUCUUUCAAAUCACCCGAGGAAUAUGUUGAAGUGUUCCAGCCUUUAGUAUUAGAAGAAUUUAAAGCACAGCUUCGCAAUUCUCUACAGGAGAUGACAUCAAUGGACAUUAUGGAUUAUGGAGGCUUAUCCAUACUUUCCGUUGAACGAAUUGAUGAUUUUCAUAUUGUUCGCUGUGCCCAUGAAGACACUGAUCCCGCUGGAUAUAGGAUCCUCAUGGAGAAUGAUCUCAUCUUGCUUACCAAGAAACCACUAUCACAGUUGAACCAUGAUGUUCACAUGGUUGGGAAGGUUGAGAGACGUGAAACAGAUACUAAAAGGAUGUUAAACAUUGUAAAUAUUAGACUGUAUCUAAAACAUGGAUGCGCUCGUUUCAAUAGAGCUCGGAAGUCUCUUGUUGAGCGAAGCAAAUGGUGCAUUAGUCGCCUUAUGAGCAUUACACCUCAGCUUCGAGAAUUCCAGGCAUUGUCGUCGUUGAGGGAAAUUCCUCUGGUUCCUGUCAUCUUAGAUCCCUCGAGUUGCCCUGGUCGUGUUCAUAAUUCGAGGAGGGAAAAUCUUAACAAAACACCUCGAGCUUUGCAGCAGGUUCUCAAGUCCUCAUAUAAUGCCAGUCAACUGCAAGCUAUUUCUGCGGCUACUGGAUCCUUCAACUUGGAACAGGAUUUCGACCUGACCCUUAUCCAGGGUCCUCCGGGGACUGGUAAGACUCGAACAAUCUUGGCCAUUGUCAGUGGUUUGCUUGCUUUACUCCAGAUGAGGAAUGAAAAGAGGAAAGCAAGUUGUGAUCCAUAUUCUAGUGCUGUGUCUAGUACUUGUCCCAGGUUACAGAUCAAUCAAGCUACUGCAAUUGCAAGGGCAUGGCAAGAUGCAGCGUUGGCCAAGCAAAUUAAUGAAGAUGAAAGAAGGAACUUAAAAUCCACUGGCAGCAGUGUCAGAGGGCGGAUUCUUAUCUGUGCUCACUCAAAUGCUGCAGUUGAUGAAUUGGUUUCAAGAAUAUCAACUGAGGGCCUUUAUGACUGCAAUGGGAUGAUCUAUAAACCAUAUCUUGUCAGAGUGGGAAACGCAAAGACUGUUCAUCCAAAUUCGCUACCGUUCUUUAUUGACACGUUAGUUGAUCACCAUUUGGCUGAGGAGAGGGUAAAGGUUGGAAUGGAUGAGACAGUUUUGAACUCUGUUUCAACUCUUCGUUCUAAUUUGGAGAGCAUAGUUGAUCGCAUCAGGUUAUAUGAAGCUAGGCGAGCAAACUUAAGGGAUGGGGACUUGGAAAAUUCUCAAGGUGAGGAGAUCAAGGAGUCAACCGAUGCAGAAAUAGCAGCAAAGCUGAGAGUUUUAUAUGAAAAGAAAAAGGUGACUUAUAAAGAUCUUUCUCAUGCACAAGACCGGGAGAGAAAGGCGAACGAUGAACACAAUGCUUUUAAACAAAAGCUUAGGAGGACUAUACUGAAAGAAGCUGAAAUUGUUGUGACUACACUCAGUGGGUGUGGUGGAGAUCUUUAUGGUGUUUGUGCUGAAUCAGUAUCAAGCCAUAAGUUUAGCGGCUCAUCUGAAAGCGCGUUGUUUGAUGCUGUUCUUGUAGAUGAAGCUGCACAAGCCCUUGAACCUGCUACAUUGAUUCCUCUUCAGCUCUUAAAGUCAAAGGGAACCAGAUGUAUUAUGGUCGGGGAUCCAAAACAGCUUCCGGCAACGGUAAUAUCCAAUAUUGCCACCAAAUAUUUAUUCCAAUGCAGCAUGUUUGAACGCCUGCAGCGUGCUGGUCAUCCUGUCUUUAUGCUUACCCACCAGUAUAGGAUGCAUCCAGAGAUCUGCCGCUUCCCUUCUUUGCAUUUCUAUGAUGGGAAAUUGAGAAAUGGUGAUCUGACAUCCAGUAAAGCUGCAGCCUUCCAUGAGAAUGAGGAUCUAGGACCUUACCUGUUCUUUGAUGUCACCGAUGGAAAAGAGAACCUCAGUAAGAACUCUGGAUCGCAAUCCCUAUGCAAUGAAUGUGAGGCUGAUGCAGCAGUUGAAGUAAUUAGAUUCUUCAAAAAGAGGUACCCAUUGGAAUUUGUGGGUGGAAGAAUCGGUGUCAUAACUCCUUACAGAUCUCAACUUUCAGUUCUGCGUUCCCGGUUCUCCGCUGCAUUUGGUUCUUCUAUCUUGGUUGACAUCGAAUUUAAUACUGUUGAUGGAUUCCAAGGUCGAGAAGUUGACAUAUUAAUACUCUCUACUGUUCGAGCCGCAGAACCUUGUUCUGAAAGAAAAACCAUGCCAAGGACCAGCAAUAUUGGAUUUGUUGCUGAUGUUCGUCGUAUGAAUGUUGCUCUAACGAGGGCCAAGAUCUCGUUGUGGGUUUUUGGUAAUGCAAGGACCUUGCAGACAAAUGAGAACUGGGCUUCCCUCCUUAGAGAUGCUAAAGACAGAAAUUUGGUCAGAGAAAUGACAAAGCCAUACAAAUUCUUUUUUAAGUCCGUUUCUAACGAAGUACCUGCUGUCGAAUUCCCUGUGAAAGAAUUGAGGAAGUCAAAGCUUGUUGAAAAGGUGCAAAUAACUGGUAAGCAUGCUGAAGUCGGGAGGGUAAAUGCCAUUUUGAAAAAGAAGAUUGUAGUCGCAACUGGUGAGAAACCUGUUGACGAGGAUGCAGAAAAUGCUGCUAAAUGUAGGAAAAGAGGAGUAAAUGACAUUGAACCUGCGCUCCCAGUUGAAUCUGUGGUGUUUCAAAAUGGUGGGAAUCAGAGGUCUGGGCAACAGAAGUCGCCAGUCAGAGGAAGUCUAAUCAGUAAUCAUGGAAAUACUCGCCGCAGAACUCGUGAAAUGACUGAUAUGAUUACUGAAAAACUGAAGGGUAAGUCGAGCAAUGAUCCUGUGCUUUUUGAGAAAUUGAAGGGUGCAAAUCGUCAAUUUUUGGAUUCUGCUUCGAGCGGAAGAUGUUUAGAACAGUUGAAGCAGGAGAAAAGGAAACCUGUUACAGCCCCUGUUUUAACAUCUUCUGGAAGAGUCCUGAAAAUGACAGGUGGAAAGGAUCUGGAAGAAAGUUCAGGUCCUGCUGGACAUCUUAAAGAUAAGAUUGCAAAGAGAAAGCAUCAACGUGAUGCUGUUGAUGCACUUCUUUCAUCCGCACUUAUAUCUUCAAAGAAGCGUGAAUCUUCAAUCAAAUCUUUGCCUGCCGCCAGGCCUCGAUCCCCUGCUGGUGAUAUUAGUGAUGAAAAUCGAGCUAUCAGACCACCAAAACAGAGAAGAGAAUUACUUGACACAUCAUCUAUGCAGGUUCCUGAUCUGGAGGGUAGUGAAAUAUGUGGAAGUGCUGACUUACAAUGUCUUCAGCGGGCCUGGAAUCAUUUUGCUGAUUCUUUCUUCAGUGUGAUAACUGCCCAGAUUACAAAUUUUGCUAGUACGCACCAUGCAUCAAGCACCUGA